Molecule: messenger RNA, 876 nt
Organism: Penicillium vulpinum
Lineage: Eukaryota; Fungi; Ascomycota; Eurotiomycetes; Eurotiales; Aspergillaceae
Exons: 1
Coding region: 1-876 (291 amino acids)
Source: RefSeq, a predicted model, not a curated record
AUGCCUUUCACUCAUUCUCGCUCACAGCCCAUGAGAUAUGUCGAUGUGUGCCAAGCACAGUCGAGUGCCAGUCUCUGUGACAUUAAGGUCGAGAGGACUCGGAUCGACUGUUGUUUUCUCAUGUCUAAGACGCGCUGGGGGCAAUUGCACAACAAACCCUCCGGCGUGAUGUAUCUAGAUCUAACCUUUCACCAGCCUACCAACUGCAAACUCGCGGAAGCAACCAUUACUAUGAAUUUUCAAAAUACGCAAGAAACUCGACUUUUGCCCCUCGAAAAUAUCGAAGUCACGGAGUUCUUUGGCCCCUCAAUUCUGAGCGGGGAAAAAAGGGAACGACAAAUAUCAACGACCCUAGAGGUCAACCCUAAAGUGGGAACUGGCAGCAGUAACAUUGAAGGAGCUGGCUGGUCCCAAAGAUCGGAUACAAGCUAUGCAUCGCGGUGGAGAUUUACCGGGUCGCGUUUUGUCGCAGAACCUUCCUCGUCUCUCGAUGCGUUGAAUUCUCGAAGCAGCCGAUACCAGCAACUCGUAUGGCAUUUGGAAGAAAAUGAGCUGGAAAAUCAGGCCAUUCACCACUCGACUGUGCACUCUGCCGUUGCAUUUCAUCAUGACUCCAAACCUUUUUACCUCGACCUUCAAAUAGAAGUGAAGUUGCAUCGGUGGCACCACCGACUUAAGCAGCGGUUGAUCUGUCCGCCGCGCAGUCGAAGGGUAUACACCAGAGCCAAAAUCGACGCUACAUCCAAUGUAGCUCCAGAUCCAAACUUUGUACAACUCGCUAGAAACCUCGAUCAUGCCAUGAUAGACACGAAUUUGCACCCCGUAGUUGGUGGGUUCACGUCAUCAACCACAUCCCUGAAAGCAUUCAAUCACUAA